This is a messenger RNA of Eimeria acervulina, 1473 nucleotides long. RefSeq lists its product as hypothetical. The transcript is spliced from 5 exons. The record is from RefSeq and is a predicted model, not a curated record. The coding region runs from base 1 to 1473 and encodes 490 amino acids. NCBI's taxonomy places the organism in Eukaryota, Apicomplexa, Conoidasida, Eucoccidiorida, Eimeriidae.
AUGUACUGUAGGGGGGCCCCCUCCACGCGUUUGAGGCCGGGGGGCCCCCCCUUCUUGGCGCCGUUGUUAGUCUCCCUAGACCCCCCUGGGGGCCCCCCAACAGAGACAGAAGAGACAGCUGAAGGGGGGCCCACCAUCUUCCCUCGUCUGCAGCAGCAGCUGCUGCAGCAGCAGCGCUCGCUGCGACUCUGGCUGCAAAAGGUCCUUCAAGAUCCCCCCGUAAAUGGACGCCUGCCGAGCUGUCUCCCUGUGUGGGGGCCUCAGGGCCUUGAGUUUGAGGAGCAGGAGACAGACACUGCAGCAGGCGAAGUUAUAAUGGCGUUGAUGGAUCAGGGCCUCCAGAGCUGUACCCUGCCAGUGGGGGCCCCCCAGGGGCCCCCCCCUGCUGCUUGCUGCCGCUGUCUGUCUCUGCAUUUAUACUCUGACUGCUACGAAGUUAAUUCAAAGAGGCAGCAGGGGCCCCCUGUCCCCUUUAGGGAGAGGGGCCCCCAACCGCGAGACUGGGGGAGGCCCCGUACCUGUGCCUUUAUGCCUGAGGCAGAGGAGGCCCCGGGGCCCCCCUCCCCCCAGCCCUCAGCAGCAGCAGCAGCAGCAGCAGCGGCAGCAGCAGCAGCAGCAGCAGCAGCAGCAGCAACGGGGGAUUCCUUCAGUCUCUGGGCCAGCGGGGGCCCCUUGCCUACGUAUUUAGAGACAAGCAGCGGGAGGCCCUCUGCGGCAGUCCCUUCUCCAGCAGCAACAGCAGCAGCAACAGCACCAGCACCAGCAGCACCUGCUGCUGCUGCUAAUGCAGAUGAGGCGGCAGCACAACUGGGGCACAGCGAACGACCGCAGCAGCGGCUGCAGCAGCAGCUGCAGCAACAGCAGCAGCUGCUGCUGCAGCAACUUCAGUUUGGCCCAACCUCAGCGCACAGCGGCAGUCACAGAGGGCCCUUCGUCACACCAGGGACAACAGAGGCCCCGGGGGAGAGGGGCCCCCGUUCUUUUAUCUUGGAGGGGGGCCCCCGCCUGGAGGUGCUGCGGGGUUUAAGUCGUUCUUACUUGUCAAGGGGCCCCCGAUUGAGGAGACACCCCAGAGAGGGGGCCCCCAUCCCCCUAGAAGAAGAUAUGUCAGGGGGUUUGUUCAACGAGCCUGGGGGCCCCCUGGGGGCCCUAGGGGCCCCCCCAUCCUCUGCAGAGGACCUAGAGACAGCAUUAGGAGAUGCGGGGCCCCUUGAAGCGGCCCCCGACCCAACCCCACACGAAGAGGAGACGGGGGGCGGGGGUCCCCCUGACAACGAGGAGGUGUCUCUUCUUGGGGCUGGGGAGCCCCCCUUACUUCGGGUGCAAGAAGGAAGCAGCUACAGUGACAGCACAGAAGGAGACAAUGCAGAGAGACAGCUGCUGCUAGGCAGCCCUCCGUACAGCCUCCCUCAGCAGGAGACAGAAGAGACAGAGGAGACAGAGGAGCUCAGUCAGUCUCUACAGCCGUUCUAG